AGUCCUUCUCAGGGCGUCUCCACCUCCACUUUGCUGCUCUACUUAAAAACUACAAACUACAAACUACACACUAUGCGACAAACUACACACUGCGCGUGACGACACUGCGCCGAUUGCUUUGAUCGACAGGAGCUUCUUUAAACCCGUCAGCUGAUCCCGGGACUUGGACUUAUACCGACCACAUCCGGUCUGGAUAUGACCUCGGGUGGAGUCUUCCCGCUGUAGGCAGACGGUGGAGGAGCAUCUCACCCUCAGGGACAAUAGUUCAUUACCCAGUCGGGCUCGAACAGACAGGUUGACAGGUGGAGGUGCACCUGGCCGCAGGUCCACAUGGGGAACAGCGCGCUCAAGUCUCACCUGGAGACCUCCCAGAAGACCGGGGUGUUCCAGCUGACAGGAAAAGGACUGCAGGAGUUUCCAGAGGAGCUGCAGAGACUCACCAGUAACCUGAGGACGGUGGACCUGUCCGGGAACAAGAUCGAGGUUCUUCCUGCCGCCAUUGGAAACUUCCUGCAGCUAAAGAGUCUGACGCUCAACUGCAACAAACUGACCAGUGUUCCCAGUGAGAUCGGGAAGCUGAAGAAGCUGGAGACCCUGAGUCUGAAUGGGAACCGGAUCCAGCAGCUGCCCCCCGGUCUGGGCCAGCUCAAAGCCCUGCGGACCCUCAGUCUGGCCGGGAACCAGAUCUCAGAGUUCCCCCCCGGACUGGCGACCCUGAGGCACCUGGAUCUGCUGGACCUGUCCCGAAACCAGAUCCAGAACGUCCCUGAGCAUGUGUCUGAGCUGCAGGCUAUCGAGAUCAACCUCAACCAGAACCAGAUCUCGGUGCUGUCGGCGGAGGUGUCCCGGUGUCCUCGUCUGAAGGUCCUUCGUCUGGAGGAGAACUGUCUGGAGCUGUCCUCCAUCCCUCUGUCCAUCCUCUCCGGCUCCCAGGUGUCUCUGUUCUCUGUGGAGGGAAACCUGUUCGAAGUGAAGAAGCUCCGAGACCUGGAAGGAUACGACAAGUACAUGGAGCGAUUCACAGCCACUAAGAAGAAGUUUACCUGAUGACCCUCUGUGACGAGUCAGUCGGAGAUGUGGUCAGCCCAGACUCCGCCCAACCCCCCCCCCCCGCCCCCACAGCUGCUUCUUCUUCUGCUGCUAAAAACCGGAUGUCACAGCUCAGUACUACUCACAGCGCCCCCCAUCUGCUGGACCACUAGUGAGACCUGCUGCUGCUGCAGGUCUGAGGACAUUUAACAGAACACAGGUAACUAGAGGCUCACCUGGACAACCAGGUAAUGAGAAGCUCACCUGGACAACCAGGUAAUGAGAAGCUCACCUGGACAACCAGGUAACGAGAGGCUCACCUGGACAAACAGAGGAUUUUAACAUUUAACACAAGAGAAGAAGACAAAGUGUAGCUGAUGUUUAACAGUAGAGACUCAGGGACGACGCUGUUCACUCACCUGUUCACUCACCUGUUUGUCUCUUAAACUUUAAGGUUUGAUCAAGAGGACACAGCGUUUCCUUUUCUUUAUGUUGACUGGAACAGCAGCCAAUCAGAUUCACCUGAUUCUGUAUUUCCUGAUUGAUUGAUUGAUUGAUUGAUUGAUUGAUUGAUUGAUUGAUUGAUUGAUUGUUGUGAGGAUUUUUCUGCUUUGAUCAUGGACUGAAUUUCCUAGGAUUUGAUGACGUCUUCUAAACCUUCAGGAAACUAUGUCGGGCCAUUUUUCACUGUUUCUUGAUGUUUUAUAAACCAAACAAUUAACCCAUUAAUCAAUAAUAAAAUAUUAAUUAGUGAAAGUUUGUUUUGUGUAACAGUUUAAAAACCUUAAGACAUUUAAUUUACUGUCACAUAUAAAACAAAAUUCUCCUGUUUGAGGAACUGGAACAAAGGAGUGUUUUACUCAGUCGAUCAAUAGUUGAUUAAUUGUCUGUGGGUCGACUCACCGUUGGAUCUCUAGUAGAAUCUCCAGUAGAGUCUCGGGCUUAUUUGGACAAACAUGAAUGUGAAGACAAAGAUGAAGGUGAAGAUGAAGAUGAAGGUGAAUCCUGAUCAGUGGGAAACAUUAAAGACACUCUUCUCUGAACAUAGUUUUUCUUUUGCUGUUUUUGUUUAUUUAACUAAUGUUUGUUUCUUCUUCUCCUGUGAGCUUUUAUCUUCAUCAGAGACCAGACUGAUCCAGACCGGUCUGAUGAGACGAGUCUUAUCUGUCGUGUCUGAACUCAUCCUGUCAUUAAACUCUCUGCAUGUUUAAA
Seriola aureovittata is the source of this 2241-nucleotide messenger RNA. It is a transcript of the gene lrrc57, whose product is annotated as leucine rich repeat containing 57. Gene Ontology annotation, molecular function: protein binding. Bases 331 to 1047 code for a protein of 238 amino acids. The record is from RefSeq and is a predicted model, not a curated record. Lineage: Eukaryota; Metazoa; Chordata; Actinopteri; Carangiformes; Carangidae. The transcript has 6 exons.